AUGAAAAACACCAAGGAGCAUGGGGAUGAUGACAGCCCUAACAAAGUAUUGAAUGGCAAGCCGUCGGAAGAGGUGCGAUCGUCGAUGAGCCGGGAGGAGAAAAAGACCGCCAAAGGCGCUCCUGCCAGAUCGAGAGCGUCCGUUCCGGGUGCUACCUUUCAUAGUACUAGUACUGCCAAGGAAGGCAAGACUCCUGUCACCAGACAUACAGUGACAAGUAUUGACGUGGAUGACCAUUGUUGUUUGGAAGAUGCAACAACACUACAGAGUGGCUUGACUCGCUUUGCCGAAGAACGAGCUGCCAAGGAAGCUGCUAGAGCCAGCAGGGAUUCCGCUACUGGCGCAGCCGUCCUUCCAGGAGCCGUCUUGCAACGCAGUCAGGACCGCAGAGCAACUCAAAAGGCCGCCAAGAACCACAAUGUGACUAAUAGUGCUGCUGUUGCGGGUUCUGUGACUACUACCAGUACUAGUACUGAUAAUGAUGCGGUCAUUCAACGUGGUCUUCGACGAUCCGCAGAAGAAAAAGCAGUCAAGGAGGCAGCUAGAUUGGCCACAAUACAGGGAGAAGCCGUUGGUGCUACUACUGAUGCAACCAGCACUGACCCUAUUCAACGUGGCCUGCGUCGAUCAGCGGAAGAAAAAGCCGUCAAGGAGGCUGCCAGAAUGGCCACGAAACAGGGAGAAGCAGUAGGUGCCUCGACUGAUGCUACCAGCACUGACCCUAUUCAACGUGGGCUGCGAAGAUCAGCCGAAGAAAAGGCAGUCAAAGAGGCUGCCAGAAUGGCCACGAAACAUGGAGAAGCAGUAGGUGCUUCCAACGACACAAAUAAUGCAGCCGUCGCAUCGGGAGAGGCUGUCAAAGUUCUUUCGGGAAAUAAUACGGGCAAUGGCGAGAUGCAGCCUGGUGCUCAUCGCGUAUCAGCCAUGGACAACAGCGUUGUCAAUAAUAACCACCGUGAUAGUACUGCCACCAAGAAAGGACUUGGCAGGAACAGCAUUGCGGCUGUGCAAAGAAGAAACGACGAGAGAGAAGCUCCCCAGAUGCUGGACGACAAGAACGCGGCCGACGAUGCUGAAAGCCUUCGUGAAAAGAUCGCCGUCGCUUCUUCCGAAAGGUCCACGAACACGCUGACGCACCCGCGAGAGAAAAGUACAAAGGCACUAGUCGAGUCGCCCAAAGAAGAGGCAAAUAAUAUUGGAGUCUCCGCUCGGAGUUUUGACGUGGAGAGUCAACGUAGAGGCGAUGAACCAGAAAUCGAUGUGGACAAUGUGGAUGGGUUGGCUGUCGCCACGGCUGUGAUGGAUGAAUCCAGCAAACGCCAUUACCAAGAAGCCCAACAAUCUCGGGUUUGGGUUGCGCCCUUCAUCCCGUGA
Molecule: messenger RNA, 1374 nt
Organism: Seminavis robusta
Lineage: Eukaryota; Bacillariophyta; Bacillariophyceae; Naviculales; Naviculaceae
Source: the annotation of a GenBank genome assembly